Messenger RNA from Camelina sativa (false flax), 1315 nucleotides. Its product is annotated as expansin-A15. NCBI's taxonomy places the organism in Eukaryota, Viridiplantae, Streptophyta, Magnoliopsida, Brassicales, Brassicaceae. The record is from RefSeq and is a predicted model, not a curated record. Gene Ontology annotation, biological process: plant-type cell wall organization. Gene Ontology annotation, cellular component: extracellular region.
ACCAUCAACCUUCUUCUUCACUCCCAUCAAAGCAAAACUAUCUCUCUCCUUCACAUUCCAUUUUUCUCACUCUCCAAAAAGAAAGCUCUGCACUUUCUCAAAGAGAAUGUUCAUGGGAAAGAUGGGUCUUUUGGGAAUCUUGGUGUUGUGUUUUGCUGCAAUGGUGUGCUCUGUUCAUGGCUAUGACGCUGGAUGGGUCAAUGCUCAUGCCACCUUCUAUGGUGGAAGUGAUGCUUCAGGAACAAUGGGUGGAGCUUGUGGGUACGGGAAUCUCUACAGUCAAGGAUACGGAACAAACACUGCAGCGUUAAGCACUGCUCUGUUCAACAACGGGCUCAGCUGCGGCGCGUGUUUCGAGAUCAAGUGCCAGAGCGACGGCGCGUGGUGUUUACCUGGCGCUAUCGUAGUCACAGCCACCAAUUUCUGUCCUCCCAACAACGCACUUCCAAAUAACGCUGGUGGUUGGUGUAACCCUCCGCUUCACCAUUUCGAUCUCUCUCAGCCUAUCUUCCAACGCAUUGCUCAUUACAAAGCUGGUGUUGUCCCUGUUUCUUACAGAAGGGUUCCGUGCAAGAGAAGGGGAGGGAUAAGGUUUACAAUCAAUGGCCACUCUUACUUCAACCUUGUGUUGGUGACCAAUGUUGGUGGUGCUGGAGAUGUUCACUCGGUUGCGGUUAAAGGUUCAAGAACAAGGUGGCAGCAAAUGUCAAGAAACUGGGGACAGAACUGGCAAAGCAACAACCUACUAAACGGUCAAGCAUUGUCCUUCAAGGUUGUUGCUAGUGAUGGUCGAACUGUAGUCUCUAACAACAUUGCUCCAGCUAGUUGGUCAUUCGGACAAACCUUCACAGGCCGUCAAUUCCGUUAAAAUUGGUGUUUAAGUUCGGUCUUUACAUAGUUUAGGGUUUGUGUAGUGAGGAACGAGGAGAGGGUUUAAGGCUUUUUAGGGUUUUAAGUGGAGAGCCUUAAAAAACUCUUGAGGUUGUAAAAUGGAGAAAAUAGCUUAUUUUGAAAGGGCUCUUUUAGUCAUUUUAAGGAUUAGGGUUUUAGUAAAGUGGGUAUUGGGUAGUAGAGUGGUGUUUGUCUAAAGGGAUCUCUAUGUUUCACCAAUGGGUUCCUUUUGUUUUAUCACUUUUUUUUUUUUUUGCCUUUUUCUGUCUUGUGGUUUAAAAAGCAGAAGUGGGUAGGGGCAGAGGAGAAAUUCACCUCCCGCCUUGUGUUCUUGUUGGGUCGUUUUUGUUUGUUUACGAUAUGAAGUUGUAAUGUAAGGGUUGUUUAAGAUCCAACUUACCUAAUGUGUUUUUGUUCCGUGUGA